AUGAAGUAUUUAAUUUUCAGGUUAAUUUUAACAGUAUCUCUACCUAUUAUUUUAGGAGUUGGGGUUGUAUUGAGCAUAUUUUAUUAGCUCUUAUGGUAAGCCCUAAAUCAAUGGUAAUUUGAUAGUGCUAAUUGGGUUGAGUAAACAUAAAAGCAAGUACUAUACAAUUCUAUAUAUUCAUAGUAAAUCCUGUUAGAGUAUAGCUUUAACUAACUGGAACUUCACAUGGUUGUGAUCAAAAAUAUGUUAAAUAACUACUAGUCUGGUUAAAUGUUAUAUAACCAUCAAACAACAUACCUAUUAUGCUCAUAUAGAGAGUACAUGCUAAACUAAUGUCCACAAAAUGUAUAUGAUUAGAUUAAUAGAAGUAUUUUCUAUACACAGCUUUAUUUUGUGAGAUCGAUAUUCAAAUACGAUCUUCUUCCACCUGAAUAACAAUAUUUCAUCAAAAUGAACUAAGACUUAUCUUUUUAUGGUAGAGCAGCUUUUUUAGCAGCAUAAUAAAGCGGAAUAAUUUAAAUAAAUAGUAUUCAUGAUGCAGAUACAACUGCAACAUAUACAGUCAAUCCUUCCGUAUUGUACAAUUAUACAUAAUCUACCUACUAUACUUGUGAAGGAACAUAAUAUAUAGAACCAUAUGAUCCAAGAUGUAGAUUUUGGUAUUAAUAUGCUAAAUAAAAUGAAGGUAUGUUUAUCUAUUAGCCUUAUAAUGACGCAUUAACAGGAGCAUUAUAAAUGAGUAUUUCUACCUAAAUUUUAAAAGAUUAUUAGUUUUAUUCUGUAGGUGCUAUCAUUUUUAAAAUGCAAAAUAUAGUAAACAUAUUUAACUCUUAUUUAAGUGAAAAUUCUUAUACAGUAUUAUUUCAUGAAUUCGAUGCAACAGUUUUUUAUCAUCCGUUGCUUAUUUAUUAUUAAACAACAACAUGGGCAGACGUAGAAUUUUUAAAUAUUAAUUAAUUUUGCAAUAAUUCUAAUGAAGAGAUGGAUAUUUGCUUAUCAUAAAAAUAAUAAUUUAUGAGCAAAUUAAACUAAACCAUAUAAUUCAUUAAAACUGGAAAUUAUUAGAUUGAUAGCUAAACAAAUUUGGAUUAACUUUACUCAAGCUGGGAAAGAUUUGGAUAAAAAUAGAUGAGUAUUGUAUUUCCUAUUUAGAGCAAGCUUAAAGGGAUUAAUACUUAAAAACCAUACUCUUAUGCAAUCUUAUUGUUGGCAAGAGUAAUAACUGAUAAUAGUGAUUAACUGAAAUUGUUUAACAUAUUAAAUACAAAUAUUAUUAAGGCUUAUUUGUUAAUUGGAUUUGCUUUACUUAGUAUAAUAAUACUAAUAUUUAUUAGUAAUUAUGGUUUUUUUUUGGUGUUUUAAAUUUAAAAUCCUAUUGAAAUGCUUAUAAUAUUUUUAGAGAAGAGUUACUUGGAAUAAUUAACAUAUCAGACAAGUGGAAAUCAAAACAAAAUUGAAAUAUAAAUUUAAUAAAAAAUAUAAAAGAAGUUUAAAUAAAUUAAAAACAGACCUAGUUUAUCUUUUAAAUCUGCUUAAAAGUUAAAUUUAUUUUAAAAGUUUUGGUAAAAUUCUAAUAAAAUAAAUAAAAAUAAUAAUUAAAUCUAAAAAUAGCAUUAAUUACAAGAUAGUUCGAUUUUUUAAUCUUAAAAUUUGACAAUAUCAAAUUAAUAAAGUUAAUCAUUAAAAAAUUAAAUAAGAUUUUAAAGAAGUAUCUGA
Molecule: messenger RNA, 1716 nt
Organism: Tetrahymena thermophila SB210
Lineage: Eukaryota; Ciliophora; Oligohymenophorea; Hymenostomatida; Tetrahymenidae
Product: tetratricopeptide repeat protein
Exons: 10
Source: RefSeq, a predicted model, not a curated record